This is a messenger RNA of Trichoderma atroviride IMI 206040, 886 nucleotides long. The record is from RefSeq and is a predicted model, not a curated record. Lineage: Eukaryota; Fungi; Ascomycota; Sordariomycetes; Hypocreales; Hypocreaceae.
ACGACGAUGAGCGUGGACAGCUGACGGAACAAAACAACCUCCUUGCAUCAAGUGCUCUCGCUGGAGCCCUCGUUGCCGCGCUCAAAUCCUUCACCCAGCUCCGCCAUGUUGAGCUCCAGUAUCCGCCUUUUGGGAUGCGCAGGCUAUGCAACAGCCGUAGCCUCUGCGUCUUGGCAGAUGUGAUUCAGAACAUCUAUAGCAACACGUGCCCUCGAUUGGUCUCGCUCAGCAUUGCAGGCCUUUUACUGGCUGAUAUACCUCAAAAUCUUCUCCAAGAUACGGGCGAUGGCAUGGGAGCUGCCCUCACCACUGUUGAGCGACUCGAUCUAGACUUUCAUCCUGGCGACAUGCCCAGCGGCGAGAUGACGCGCAUCAAGCCCGAUGGGUUACGCCGAAUGCUCAGUCUGGUGACAAAUCUUACUUGUCUUCGCAUCAAGUUCCAUUUAUUGGACAGGAGCAUGAGAUUGUUUGACUGGUCAGCGCUGCAAUGUACAAAAUUGCAUACACUAGAGUUGGUUCAGCUAGAGAUGUCAGAAGCGUCUCUAACGAACAUCAUGACUCAAAUUGCCCAUUCGAUCCGAAAACUCAUCCUUGAAGGUGUAUACCUCUUUGACGGCACGUGGGCAGCGAUUUACGACAGGAUUGCCAAUACCGAGGGCAUCAAUGACAUAUCCGAGAUUCAAGGCAGGAGAUAUUCGGAUGGCCAUGGCUCUCACACAGAGCUUGACGCUGCCAGUUAUCGUCGGCUGUUCACGACGGUGGAAAAACGGCGAGAGAGCCAAGGUUUACCGUCAACGAGAUGGCCAGUCUCGCCAUUGGGCUCCAUUUCGCGGUAACAAGAACGCAGGCGACCAUUUCAUAGAUGCUAGAAAGCAACAUUAUUCUU